Alternaria arbusti is the source of this 276-nucleotide messenger RNA. RefSeq lists its product as uncharacterized. The record is from RefSeq and is a predicted model, not a curated record. Bases 1 to 276 code for a protein of 91 amino acids. The transcript is spliced from 2 exons. NCBI's taxonomy places the organism in Eukaryota, Fungi, Ascomycota, Dothideomycetes, Pleosporales, Pleosporaceae.
AUGACUAUCACAGCAGAGAACAAGUUAGAGUACCCCCAGGGUCAACUCUUCGUGCACGCCAUCGAGGAGAAAGCGCAAUGGAUACCGAACAACAUGUACAUGCGUUACGCGCCGGAUGACUGGUUACACAGGGGUUACAAAACGAUUACAUGGAAGCAAUACGCAAGUGCCAUCGAUAAGAUGGCUUUCUGGUUUGACGAGCGGCUUGGUAAAGCAGUGGAUUGCGAGACGGUUGCUUAUUUCGGGCCCAACGAUCCACGCCUCCGUAUUUGCUAA